CGGGAGGCGCCCGGACCUCUGAGCCGGGGCACCGGGGGGCGGUGCUAGGCGGCUGCACGCGCCGCGCGCGGCGGGAAGAUGGCGGCGGUGAAAGGGCUGGAGACGGGCCUGAGGGUGGCGGGCGCCGCCGCGGCGCGGCCGGAGCGCUUCCUCAGUGUGCAAGAUGGACUGGCUGCUGACUUCAGAGCAUUAACAAAGACUCUCUAUGAUUUGAAUAAAGCUCUGGGGAGUUCUGGGGGUUCUCUAAAAGAACUGGUGAUAGAAAAUUUUGAUGAGGAGCAGAUUUGGCAACAACUAGAGCUCAGGAACAAUGCAGUUCUCGAUUUCUUCAAGAAAUCCAUUGCAAGGGAUGCCGAGGAUGAAGAUCUUUGCCUUCUCUCAGACCAGGAAGAGGAUGGCUCUGAUGCAGAAACCAGCAGCGACAAGGAAUUGGAAGACAACAUAAUGGAAGCAGAAACUGAACAGAAGGAUGUUAAUACAAGCCAUAAAACUAAAGCUAAAGAAAGGCAAAGUAAACUCAAAGAAAGUUUAAAGCAGAAAUACAGUGAUGAGGAUUCUGAUAUUGACUUUGAUAUUGAAGCACUGGAGCAACAAACUAAAAUAGCCAAGGAAACCACAUUGAAAAAAAUUGGAAGAAAAUCCAUAGUGGAUGACAAGUUUUUCAAGCUGGCUGAGAUGGAAGCUUUUUUAGAACAUGCAGAGAAGGAAAACGAGGAGGAGGAAGAAGAAGAUAUUAAUUAUUUUGAAGACAUCUUCUCAGAUGAUGAGGAAGAAGAAGAGUCUGAAGAAGCUAAAGCCAAACCAAUUAAAAGUUCUAGAGACUUGACAUACAAAGAUUUCUUUGAUCCGGUUGAUGACGAUGGUUUAGUAGCUAAUGACGUUGAAGAUGAUCAGGAAGAAAAAGAGGAAGCAGACAGUGCUAUUGAAGAGGAGAAUGAGGAAAGCAUGUCUGAGAUCGAGGAUAUGAAUGAAUUGAUGAUGGAGAACAUGGGAAGUAAAGAAGCCUCUAAAAGAGUUACUUUCAGUUUGCCAGAUGACAGUGAAGCAGAAGAUGUUACUGAUAUGCAAUUAGAGAAGGGCAUUGAUCCCAGUGAAAUAAAGUCUUCUUUUGAGAAGAGACAGGAAAAGAUGAGCAAGAAAAUAAGAAGUUUAGAAGAACAGUUGUUAGAGGAGAAACCUUGGCAGCUUAAAGGAGAAGUGACUGGACACAAACGACCUGAAAACAGCCUUUUGGAGGAAACAGUACUUUUUGACCAUGCAGUCCGAAUGGCACCUGUGAUCACAGAAGAAACUACUUUUCAGCUUGAAGAUAUCAUUAAACAGAGAAUAUUGGAUGAGGCAUGGGAUGAUGUAGUACCGAAAGAGAAACCACAAGAAGAGGCUUUUGAAUACAAGAAACGUCUGACUUUGGAUCAUGAAAAGAGUAAACUGAGUCUUGCCGAGAUCUAUGAGCAAGAAUACAUGAAACUUCACCAGCAAAAGACUGAAGAGGAAGAAAAUCCUGAACACAAAGAAAUUCAGGAAAUGAUGGAUUCACUCUUCCUGAAGCUGGAUGCACUUUGUAACUUCCACUUCACACCCAAACCACCUGUGCCAGAAGUUAAAAUAGUUUCGAACCUUCCAGCUAUAAGUAUGGAAGAAGUAGCACCAGUUGCUGUUAGUGAUGCUGCUCUCUUAGCGCCAGAGGAGAUUAAGGAAAAGAACAAAGCUGGUGAUGUUAAAACAGAUGCAGAAAAGACUCCCACAGACAAAAAACGAGAACGAAGAAAGAAAAAGCUUCGUAAACGUAUGAAGUUAAGAGAAAAGGAGAAACGUCAAAAGCUUCUUGAAAAGAUGAAACCAGAACAAGGCGCAAAACUUAGCAAAAAAGCAGCUGCAGCAAAAUUAAAAAAGCUUACAAAAGAAGGCAAAGCAUCUCUGCUCAAGGAUGAAGGGAAGGACAAGGUCUUGAAGUCAUCCCAGGCCUUCUUUUCUCAACUACAAGAUCAAGUGAAAAUGGAAAUCAAAGAUGCAAACAAAUUAAAGAAGAAACAGAAGAAGCAGAAAACACUCUCUGUUCAUAAACUAAAAUUGUAAUUUACCUUUUUAUAUAUGUUGCAUCCUGUAUAUAUUAAAAGGUUUCUACAUAAAUGCUGAAUUUGA
Molecule: messenger RNA, 2142 nt
Organism: Calidris pugnax (ruff)
Lineage: Eukaryota; Metazoa; Chordata; Aves; Charadriiformes; Scolopacidae
Gene: MPHOSPH10
Product: M-phase phosphoprotein 10 (U3 small nucleolar ribonucleoprotein)
Exons: 11
Coding region: 79-2076 (665 amino acids)
Biological process (GO): rRNA processing
Cellular component (GO): small-subunit processome; nucleus; sno(s)RNA-containing ribonucleoprotein complex
Source: RefSeq, a predicted model, not a curated record